AUGGCGUCACCGAACGGGUAUAACGGCCACGACGAGGACGAGACGAUCCACGGGCUUCCCCAGCAGAUGCAGAAUGGACUCUUGCUCGGUGACGGCGGGGAUGCAGGGUACUACGACGAAGACCAACCGCAACAACACCUCCAAACGCCGUCCCAACCACAUUCCGCCUAUUCGUCGCCUGCGAGAAACGUCCCUAUCACCCGGACUGUUGCUAUCAUCAAGAACCAUGCGCUCCAACACCGGUUCGAGAUUGAGAGGAGGAUCCAGGAGGCUAGUUUUGAGAUUGUCAAAGAACGUCAGAUGGAAUUCGACACGGAGACUGAUCCAGAAACGUUGGAGGAGAUCUUUGGCGAGGAUGCACUAGUGUCGCUGUCAGAAGGCCCCGUGUGGGUAUACGUCCUCGAACGCCGGCGCGCAGUCGAAGUCUGGCAGACGCUUAUGGGCCCCCGCGACCCCGCCAUAGCCCAACACGAAGCCCCCAACUCCCUCCGCGCCCUCUACGGCCUCUCCGACACCCAAAACGCACUCAUGGGCUCGCCUGAUAGUCAAACUGCAGAAAUUCAAAUACAAGCUUUGUUCGCUUCUUCCCCGCCGUUCCCCGCUUCUGACCUCCCACCUGAGGAUGAGGAAUACCAGGGCGUCACUGCUGCAGGCCUCGAAGCGCUCAACGCACACACCGACGAAGGAUACGCUGGUGGAUACGGCCCGUCGAGUGUUACCAACCCCUCCGCUGCGGGGUCGCAGAGUACGAAGCUCACAGCCAACGGUACCCCUGCCUUCCGUGCCCGCCCUGUACCAGUUACCACCCACAAACCCGAUAUCGUGCCGAGGAUGACGAAGGCUGCGGCCCUGCGCGCAGGAAUCCCGGUCGAGCAGCUCGGUCCGUCUACCAGUGCACCGCGAAAACCGAUCCCGAAGGAGAGGCAGGCUGAGACGUUCAAGAACGUACCCGGGCAUAAGAGGUCGGAGACGAUUAGCGUUGCGAGUACUGCCGCGCCGGCCAUUGCGCCGCGGAUGACGAGGGCUGUGAGUUUGCGGUUGGGGAAGGCUGCUGGGGGGGCGGGGCCGGUUGUGGCUCCACCUGUGAGGAGGGCUGCGACGACGGAUGAUGCGGAGAGGAAGAAGGUGUCGGCGAAUACGUUUGAGGGUGUGCCUGGGCAUAAGAGGCGGGAGACGAUUUCGGUUGCGAGUGUGCGGCCUCCGACUGUGGCCCCGAGGUUGAACAAGAGUGCGGCGUUGAGAGCGCAGAAGGAUAGUGUUGCGCCUCCUACUGCAUUCAAAGGCCCUUCAAGACCGUCUACGAUCUCGAGAUCGAACUCGGUAGGCACAGUGAGCCCGCCCACCGCCGCUCCUCCACUCCGCUCCCGACCGUCUUCGCAAGCGUCAGGCGCCAUCUCUCGCCCUCCUCCCUCCUCCUUCUCUUCCACACGCGCAGCUGGACCCCGUGCGUCCUCCGCCAUAGGCAUGCGAAGCCGUCCCAGCUCAGUACUGGGCACUUCCAAGGCCAACGGGGUCAACGGUACUUCCAACACCACUACCAACACCACCUCAUCUGCAGGAGGAAGCGAUGGUUCGGAUAAACCAGCUCCAGCAGCCAAACCGCGACCCCGUCCGAGCAGUAUUGGAGCCCCGACGAUUGCGCCGAGGACGAACAAGAGUGCGGCGUUGAGGGCUGCGAAGAAGGAAGCUGAGGCGCAGGCUGCUGCUGCUCUUGCUGCUAAGAAUGCGAAGCGGGGUGUGAGGCCGCCGCCGAGUAGUUUUAAGGCUGUUAGUGCUACUUAA
Messenger RNA from Coprinopsis cinerea okayama7#130, 1782 nucleotides. RefSeq lists its product as hypothetical. NCBI's taxonomy places the organism in Eukaryota, Fungi, Basidiomycota, Agaricomycetes, Agaricales, Psathyrellaceae. Bases 1 to 1782 code for a protein of 593 amino acids. The record is from RefSeq and is a predicted model, not a curated record. The transcript has 4 exons.